Molecule: messenger RNA, 2343 nt
Organism: Symbiodinium necroappetens
Lineage: Eukaryota; Dinophyceae; Suessiales; Symbiodiniaceae
Source: the annotation of a GenBank genome assembly
AUGUCUGACUGUGGCACUGCAAGUGAAGCAUCUGCAAGUGUUGUGGCAAGUGCAGCAGCUGCAAGUGUGGUGUCUGCAAGUGCUCUGCCUGAUGCUGCUAAUCAUGACUUGGCAAGCUCAGCAGCUUCCCAUCCCAUGAUCCCAGCCACUGCCGUGAUCCCGAGCAACGUGUCUGCAAGUUGUGCAGCAAUACAGGAUGCUAGCUCAGCAGCUUUGUGUCCUGUGAUCCCGAAUGAUAUGUCUGCAGCUAGUGGCCCAGCAGUUCACGAUGCUACCUCAGCAGCUUCCUGUCCCGUCAGUGAUGUGGUAAGUUCCUUGCCGAACCACGACAUAAGCUCAGCAGCUUCCUUUGCCGUGAUGCCAGCAAGUGAUGUGUGUGCAGCUGCAGUGCCAAACAAUUCGGCACCGAUGGAGGAUGCUAGCUCAACAGCUUCGCUUCCUUCUGUGAUCCCUAGAGAUGCGUCUGCAAGUGCCCCACCAAUGGACAAUGCUAGCUCAGCAGCUUCCCUUCCUGCCGUGAUCCCGAGUGACGUUUCUGCAAGUGCCCUGCCAAAGGACAAUGGUAACUCAGCAGCUUCCCUUCCUGCCGUGAUCCCUAGCGAUGUGUCUGCAAGUGCCUCAGGAAGUGACAAUGCUAGCUCAGCAGCUUCCCUUCCUGCCGUGAUCCCCAGCGAUGUGUCUGCAAGUGCCCCACCAGUGGACAAUGCUAGCUCAGCAGCUUCCUUUUCUGCUGUGAUCCCGAGUGACGUGUCUGCAAGUGCCCCGCCAAUGGACGAUGCUAGCUCAGCAGCUUCCCUUCCUGCCGAGAUCCAUAGCGAUGUGUCUGCAAGUGCCCCAGCGCUGGACAAUGGUAGCUCAGCAGCUUCCCUUCCUACUGCGUUCCCUCUUGGAAGUGAUGUGUCUGCAAGUGCUGCACCCAUUGACUAUGCUAGCUCCGUAUCGUGUGCCCCACGAAGUGACAAUGCUAGCUCAGAAGCUUCUCCUGUGGUCCCUGCAGCAAGUGCCCCAGCUUCCCUUCCAGCCUAUCAGGAUACUGUGGUGUGUCAGCCGGUAGCCCCACAUGUGAACGAAGACCCUUCAAAGCUUCAGGGUGCCACUGACACAAGUGCCUCCUUUGCAAAGCCGCCGAAGCGAAGUGGGUCCACUGUCAACGGCGACCUGUGGCCCAAGAUUGAGCGUUUGAAGGCGUUGAAGGCACAAAUUGCUGAGAAGCGUGCUGCACGGAUCCUCGCCGCCAAAGCCCAGCAGCCGGAUGCUGCACAACAGGGUGUCGAUCCUUCGGUCACGGACACCUUGCAGUACGAUGCAUCUCAAGCAGCCGAAGCCUUCUCUGCUGCCAGUGCCGAUGCCAAACUGCCCGAAGCUGUGCUCGACCGCAAGAAGCAGUUUGAAAUCGACGAAACUCGGUGCAUUGUGGGCAGACGUGGCAGAGGCCGUGGUGGUGGGAAGGCACAGCAUGUGAACAAGAAGCCUGCUGCUCGAGGUGGCAGAGGUCGUGGUCGAGGAACGGAGCCUGGCUUUCGUCGACAGGGCAAACAAGCCCCUGGUGCGAAGCGCAAGCUGGAGGCCAUCGGUGAGGAUGCCGAGGCUGCUGAGGACUCGGCUGGUGAGGACGAGGGCCCUGGCGAGAAGGCCACCCAGGCUGUCGAGAAAUCGGCUGGUGCGGACGAGGAGCAGAAAGACAGUGAGGAGGCCGCCAGCCUUGCUGCCGACGUGCGCAGGGGCAAAGGUGGCAAGGGCAAAGGCAAAAGGAAGGCAGUGGAGCCGAAAGACAACGAGGAGGACGCCAACCGUGCUGCCGCCGUGCUCAAGGGCAAACGUGGCAAGGGCAAGGGCAAAGGCAGCAAAAAGGCAGUGCAAGAGGAGCCUGGCAAAGAGGAGAAGAACGACAAUGAGGGCAAGAAGCAAGCAGCCAAGCCGCCGAUGUCUGCGUCUGCAAAGGCAAAGGCCUCGGGAAAGUCACGUCUCGAGAAGCCAAAGGCCGCGGGAAAGUCGAAUCUCGAUUCGGAGCAGAAGCCAAAGGCCGUGGGAAAGUCGAAUCUCGAUUCGGAGCAGAAGCCAAAGGCCGCGGGAAAGUCGAAUCUCGAGUCGGAGGAGAAGGUCAAACCUUUUGCUCGCAGAUGGAGACCCGAAGGAUCCCAAGCUGCGGCCGAGUGGACAGCGAUUAGAGAUGUAUAUGACAGCCGGCUUUCCCGGCAGAUUGCGAUCGAGGGCCCAGCACAGUACGCGUUCUGGGCCCGUGUCAAGCCUUUGUUCGCUGGCAAGAAGCUGGGCCCAGAGGAGCUGAUGAAAGUGGCGAUAAGCCAGGUGGACCCUUUCUUGAAGGACUUCGUCGGGCAGUGA